Anneissia japonica is the source of this 2213-nucleotide messenger RNA. Its product is annotated as bifunctional coenzyme A synthase-like. The coding region runs from base 176 to 1807 and encodes 543 amino acids. Gene Ontology annotation, molecular function: ATP binding; dephospho-CoA kinase activity. NCBI's taxonomy places the organism in Eukaryota, Metazoa, Echinodermata, Crinoidea, Comatulida, Comatulidae. The transcript has 9 exons. Gene Ontology annotation, biological process: coenzyme A biosynthetic process. The record is from RefSeq and is a predicted model, not a curated record.
AUCAAUUGUAUUUUAUACAGCUCUCGAAAUACAGGAAGGAUCACCAUAGAUUAUACAUACAUGCUUACAUUAAAUUGGCCUGGGCAUCUUCAUUUGAAUAUGAGUAGCCAACAAAUUGUUUAGUGAUUACAAUGUUAUACUGAUGGCAAAUAUGAAAUGAUAAAGAAAAAUCAAGAUGUUCCGCUGCGGAUUGCUGGUCCUAACAUCACCAAUACAUCAGCUGCUCAGCCGUAUUACUCCAAUUCUCAAUGAAGCAGUUUCGCUUAUUAACGAAACAUUAAUUAUCCAUCUUGAGCCUGAAUUUGACAGAGUAUUAAACAAAGUGUCUGUACAUACCACGCCACCAACUGAAUCCUUAUCUAAACUUGUGAUGAACAUCUAUGCGCAAGCUGGAAAUAGCAAACAGUGUCCAGAUGUUCGCAUACUCCUUCAUAACAUUACCACUCUACCGAGUACAUGUGCACUACCACAUAUGAUUUCAAGUCCUGUUGAAGUAGUUCUUACAGACUUCCAAGACAUUGGUUCCAACUUCAAUCAAUUCUUAAAUACAAGCUUCACCCUACCGACAGCCCCAAAAAUUCAGCAGUUAUCAAAUUGUUCGGAUGAUAACCAGGAUGUUAGGGAUGUCAAUGAUGAAGAUGUAAAAAAUGGAGUGAAUAAUGUUUUGCAGACGUACGGACAUGUUGUACUUGGUGGUACAUUUGAUCGACUUCAUAAUGGACACAAGAUUCUCUUGAGCGAGUCUUGCUUAAGAGCUGAAAAGAAGAUCACAAUUGGUGUAACAGACGGGCCGAUGAUCAAAAAGAAAACACUGACAGAAUUAAUUCUACCAAUCGAGGAGCGAUGCCUACAUUUAAAGAGUUUCUUAUCAGAUGUUAAGCCGCAAGUGUUACAUGAUCAUUCCCUAGUUCCUAUAGUUGAUCCUUUUGGACCAAGUAUAGUCUAUGCUGACAUGACAGCUAUUGUUGUCAGUGAGGAAACGAAAGGAGGUGGGGAUGCUGUCAACAAGAAGAGGAAAGAAAAGGGGCUGAAUGAACUGGACAUUCAUGUUAUAAGUCUUGUUGAAGACUGCCAUCAUGCUGAGCAUGAGGAAGUUAAGAUCAGCUCGUCCAGUCAGCGUAUUCGUCUUCUUGGAACCCUUCUAAGACCGCCACUGAUACGUCCUAAUUUACCAUCCAAGCCUUACCUCAUUGGUCUGACAGGUGGCAGUGCAAGUGGAAAGAGCUCAAUUUGCAAGAGGCUACACAAGAUUGGAGCAGGUAUUGUGAAAUGCGAUGAGCUUGGACACAAGGCUUACGAGCCAGGAACAGAAACAUUUAAAGAGGUUGUGAAACAGUUUGGAGAAGCCAUUGUAGGUGAAGAUGGUUUCAUAAAUCGUAAGAUGUUAGGUGCUAAAGUAUUUUCUGAUGCAGCCAACUUAGAGAAACUAAACCAGAUCGUGUGGCCAGCAAUUGCCCAGAUGGCUAAAAAGGAAAUAGAGACAUUUUCUGAGCAAGGAUUGGAAGUGUGUAUUCUUGAUGCUGCAGUUUUGUUGGAAGCAAGUUGGGACAAAAUGGUACAUGAAAUUUGGGUUUCUGUUGUACCUGAAGCUGAGGCUAUAAAGCGCAUAAUGGAAAGAGACAACCUUCCAGAAGAACGUGCUAAAAAUCGUAUCCAGUCACAACUUAGCAAUCAACAACGUGUUAAUGUGGCGAACGUUGUCCUUAGUACGUUAUGGGAACCUGAUAUUACUCAAAAACAGGUUGAAAAGGCUUGGACUGGAUUGAUGGAGAGGAUUGGAAGUUAUGAUGCACAACAUAAAUUAUGAUGAUUAUUACUAUCAUUUGUAAAAUUAAAAGAUGUAAUUAAUUAUUUGCACUAAUUUACAAUAAUGUCCAAUCUGAUUUAAGAUUUCCACUGGGUUAUUGGAAAUAUUAGAUUUAAAGUGAAAUGUUAUAUUUUAAUAAUUUAUUAUUGUUAUUUUAUAGAUUAUAUUAUCAUUGUAUGUUUUUGUGUAGCAUUUAAAAUAUUUUGUUAUUCAGUUAAUAAAAUAAUAUAAUAAAGUUUCGAAACUUGGAAUAUGUGAUGUAUCAUCACUUCAUUUCAUUUUCAUUAACACAUUUAUUCCACCAAUUGCAUUGAUCUGAAUAUGAAAAUUCCAUAUGUUCGUAUUUAAGUGCAUUUAUAUAAUUUGAACCCUGUUCAAGAGAAUAAAUGAGAAAUAUAUUGAAUUA